This is a messenger RNA of Durusdinium trenchii, 1068 nucleotides long. The record is from the annotation of a GenBank genome assembly. NCBI's taxonomy places the organism in Eukaryota, Dinophyceae, Suessiales, Symbiodiniaceae.
AUGCACAUCCACUGCCAGCAUUGCGCGGAUCGCUGUGGCAUUUGCAGCUGUGUACCAAAUCCCUGGCGUCCUUUGCCGGACCUGGAGCCCGAUGGCAAGGAGCCGCAGCUGCUACUUACAGCUGGGGGUUUGGUAGAGCCACCCGGUUUGGAGCCGGAGCUUUCGGACAUCUCUUUGUGGCGCCACUUGCUCCGGGGCACCCAUGGCUUUUCUUUGCAUGGCCCAGAGCCUGUGAGCCUCUUUCCGGAAGCGCCCGAACUGGCCAGGACGGCUCGCAUGCGGCAGCGCAAUGCUGGUUGGCGCCGCUGGUGGUUGUCUUGGCGGAAAACUCAAGGCCAAGAGACAGAGAUGUCUCUUGGAGAGGAGGUGCAAUGGUUCAUGAAACUUCCUGACCCCAGAACGAGGCCAGUGCCUGUGCACCUUUGUUGGAAAGUCCAGCAAUACAUCGAGCAGCUCCAACACGAGCAUGAAGGGCACCAUGCACACGGAGACUUGGUGAAAUUUACAGACAACUUUUUCCUCUUGCGGGGCAAUCACGAAUGCGCCUCAAUCAACCGCAUUUAUGGUUUUUAUGAUGAGUGCAAGCGACGGUAUAGCAUCAGGCUGUGGAAGACCUUUACCGACUGCUUCAACUGCCUGCCAGUGAGUGCAGUCAUUGAAGAUAAGAUCGUGUGCAUGCACGGCGGUCUUUCACCCGAACUUGGCGCACCGGGGCAGAUCAAUCGGGUCAUCAGGCCGACGGAUGUGCCAGACACAGGCUUGCUGUGUGACUUGCUCUGGUCAGAUCCAGAGAAAGAGAUCAGCGGCUGGGGUGAGAAUGACCGCGGUGUGUCCUUCACUUUUGGACCUGACGUUGUCCAUGGCUUUUUGAGAAAACACAACCUGGAUUUGGUGUGCCGCGCACAUCAGGUGGUGGAAGACGGCUACGAAUUCUUCGCUUGUCGCGCCCUGGUGACCCUCUUCAGUGCGCCAAACUAUUGCGGAGAAUUCGACAACUCGGCCGCCAUCAUGACGGUGGACGACCGGCUUUGCUGUGCAUUUCAGAUCCUCCGACCGAUGCGGAUCUAA